CUUACCCGGUUUUGGCAGGAAAGUUCAAGGUGUCCUGGCAGCAGGAAGCUCCCUUGCUCCACCCUCUGCUCUGCACACCAGCUCUCUGAGCUUAUCAAGGAUUUGCUGCACCAGAGCUGCCAGAGACAGUGACCUGUUCCGUGUGGACACUCAAGUGGGAGCUGGACCCCCGGCAUGAAGCACUUCGAGCCCUGGGCAGCCUCCACAGUGCUUCUCUUCACCGCUGCGCUCUGGGAUUCCUGCUCAGCAGCUGAAGCCAUCUCCAAUGUUUCAGGAAGCUCCACGCCCACAACUGAGUAUGAACCACCAUGUCUUAAUGUGAACUUCUGCACGCAGGCGGCCGUGUGCUGCCCGUCGGGCAUGGACGAUUACGGGUGGAUUGCAGCGGCCGUCGGCUGGAGCCUCUGGUUUCUGACUCUCAUCCUGCUCUGCAUGGACAAGAUCAUGAAACUCCGGCCUGACGAACCCAAAUACUUGGUGGCCUGAAGCAGGGACUGAAGCCAGCAGGCAGCAGCACCUGGGAGCAGUGAGGUGCAGACAGACAGACAAAGCAUUUCGAACACUUCCUAAGAAACUGAAAAAGAAAGGAAACAUUCAGUCAAAAAGACCAGAUUUAAGCAGGGCAGCUGCUGAACCUUCAUCCUCCCUGGCAGGUUGGAGCUGCCAGCCAAGGUGUGGACUAGGCAAGUCCUUGCAAGCCACCACAUAUGUCCCACAGUGCAAAAAAAAAAAAAUAUUUUCUCUGAGCUGCCUCAUGCUUGCUGUGAGAGCAGCAACAGCAAGGAGAGGUGAAGGACCAGUUACCAGUCUAUAGCCUGUUGUCUUAAGACAACCCAGUGCAUGAUCUUUGGUUUGAAACAGAAAGUGGGCAAAUAAAGAUAUUUUCUGGAGGAUCAACAUAACCAGAUCUAUUACUGGGCUACAGGCCAGGUUACAUCAGAAGGAGGAUAUAAUUCACUGACUUUACCGAGUCCUUCUCCCUCACUAACCUGCAAUAUUUAAAAGUCUAUUAACUGAUGCAUGGGAAAACUCUCUUAUGGAAACUUAGGGAUCGUUUGGGCUGGUUUGAAAGUAAAACUAGUUUUUCCAGUGCCAUUUAUAUGUGAACUGUGUUGCAGGAACUGAAUGUUGCUUGUAUUUAUUCAGCAUGCACCUGUCUGAGUAACUAAGCCAAGCUGAACUAUGGCAAGCAGGUUUAAACCAGCAUAUGCACAAAACUGCUCCUAUUUAUAUAAGGUGAUAAUAAACACUUAUUGAUUGAAAGAUUCUCACUGACUGGUUUAUAUGGAUCAAGCUUAUAUUGGCAAGGAAUUAUUCAACCCAAAUUGUUAGAAACAGAAUUCUAACAAGACAUAUUCAUGCAGGAGGGUUUGCCUCACUGCCGUCAAACUCUGAUUUGGGGCAGUUGCACCAGUCUUGGUUUCUAUCCAUUAUUAAAAUAAUAAAUCUGUGUUAAACCUAUCUAGACCCACACAGGAUUAGCAAACUUGCUAGAGACCAACUGAAAUGAAACAUAAAAAGUUACUUUUAAACCAAAGAAAGCACCACUGGAGAUCUAUAUCUACUAAAAAUCAUUAUAUUCUCCCACCAGCUCAUCAAUAUGUAACUUCUCAGUGAGAAAAGAUAGGCAUCAGUUUAAGACUCUUCACAUUGAUUCUGGCACAAAGUAGAUACUUUUAUCAGGACAACUCUGUGCCACUUCAGAGUGAUGGGUAGUUGUCCCUUAUCAACUAUCCACCAUCAACAGGAAUGGUGACAAGUUUGACACGGAGGAAAGGACACCCUUCCCUAUCAUUAGUAUCACUUAAGACAAAAAGCCUUUCAAAGUGAAACACUGAACAGAGAUGCUAGUAUCAGGAAAGUAAGUUUUAAAAGGGAAGGGCUUAAUUCUCAGUAUUCCAAUACACAACAAUUAAAACAAAAAUAAUUUUCACAGGACAAAUCUUGGUGUUGGACCAGCCAGCUCUUUCAAUGAAAACAACCCCAACAACCAAACAACAAAAAAACCUCUCGGGUAUUUACAAACUUACAGAAAAAAGGGCUCUCAGUCAACAUCAACACUCAGGUGUAAAGAGCAGUGAGUUCACAGUUAAAAACCACUUCAAUCACUCAUGUGUAACAAAUCUUCUACAUACAUAAUUUCUUUCCUAUUAUAUUAGUGUUAAUAGUGGCAAAUGUUCAUUGGCCUGAAAGCAAUGUGAAAGAUACUGUGAAAAAAUCUCCACGUAUUGCCUUAGUGUCUGCCUUCUGCAGGCCGCUUCCUACAGUUCUCCAGACUUGAGGACAUUGUUCUCCUGGUUGGGAACACAGAAUUGCCUGCUGGAUAUGGCACUGGUUUUCACCUUUGAGAGGAUGUGCUUCUUAGCUUUUGUAUGUCUGAGUUUUAAGUACGUGAUGCAAACUUUACAUGUCUUACAGCCAAGUGCAACACCCACAAAUGAGCUUUGUAACAACUGGGCAAUUCGGGGGGCUUCCUGAAGCCUGCCUUUAGAAGCACAGCUUGUUUAUUUUUCAUGCUCUCCAAAACAGUCCGCUUGUGGGCAGCUACCUUCAAGGACUGCAGUAGACUUAAACUUCAGGUUUUGCUUCUUGCAGCUUCUGUUGAGGACUCCCAGCUCAACCAAACUGGGGAGGAAAGGAAAAAAUCUGUAUUUUUUCAUAUAAUGUAGUGCCCCAAAGGAUUCUGUGUGCCUAUGUUCAAGGGUGAAACCCAAGUCCUCACAGAAUCAUGUAUACAAAUGGAGUAUCUUAAAGAUUAUUUCUGCUGUGAAAUGGAUACUUUUUCUAGACCUGUAAACUUCUGAUCUAAUUUCACAGUUUUGUUUCUUACUGCAUCGCCUACUUUGACAACUGACAUUGUCAGGUUUGAUCUGUAGCUGCUUCUUUUCAAGUCAUUUGACUGGGUCACUUAGAAAAAUUUAGUCCUGUAAUGAAUCUCAUGAAGAUACUACUACUCCCAGCAUGUUUGAGAUCCCUAAACAAAGUGACAAGUGCCCCAAAAACUCAAAGGCUACCAAUGUAAAUAUCUUACCUGUUCCUAUGCAAUAUAGUACAAAAAAUAAAAUAUUAUCUUAAAGAGACUCUCCAAGGUACACUCUAUGUGCUGUACUG
Lepidothrix coronata (blue-crowned manakin) is the source of this 3111-nucleotide messenger RNA. RefSeq names its product transmembrane protein 213 (gene TMEM213). The record is from RefSeq and is a predicted model, not a curated record. The transcript is spliced from 3 exons. Lineage: Eukaryota; Metazoa; Chordata; Aves; Passeriformes; Pipridae. The coding region runs from base 175 to 486 and encodes 103 amino acids.